UUGUAGUACAAAGAAAAUGGCGGCUACCGCGGCCAAUCUCUUCACUCCGGAGGACUUUUCUUCGUUCAAGGAAUCGCUGCGCGGCGUCAAGGAUCUCGUCGACAGCGGCAUUCGCGAGCUUCCAAGGUUCUACAUCCGAUCGGACAGCCGGAUGCGCGUCCAAUCGUCUGUAUUGCCGCCCGGGGGCGAGGUUCCGAUCGUCGAUCUCCGGGAGCUGGAUGGGAGCGAUCGCGGCCGAAUCGUCGAGGCGGUGGCGAGGGCAUCGGAGGAGUGGGGUUUCUUCCAGGUGAUCAAUCACGGAGUCGAGGCUGCCACAAUCCACGAAAUGGUGGAGGUCGCGAAGGAGUUCUUCGCCAUGCCUGUGGAAGAUCGCAUGGAGAUUUUCUCGGCGGACUUGUUUAAGAGGACGCGAUUUGGCACCAGCCACAAUCCAUCGCAAGAAACUUCGCUCGAGUGGAAGGAUUAUUUACGGCAUCCUUGCCUUCCACUGGAGGAGUCUAUGCAGUCCUGGCCAACAAAGCCAGCUUCAUACAGGAGGGUCGCAUCGGAUUACUGUAGAGGAGUCAAGGGCCUGGCGGACAAACUCCUGGAAGUUCUCUCCGAGAGCCUUGGCUUGGAGCGGAGAUACCUGGGCAGUGUUUUUGGCAGCGAGAGGCUGCAAGAGAUGUUUUGCAACUAUUAUCCACCUUGUCCGAAUCCAGAGCUUACGAUCGGGAUUGGCGAGCACUCGGACGUGGGAGGCAUCACUGUGCUCCUGCAAAACGAGGUGGAGGGCCUGGAAGUUCGCAAGGACGGGCACUGGUACUCGAUCAAACCAGUGAAGGAUGCCUUCGUCGUCAACCUUGGCGACCAGCUCCAGAUUUUGAGCAACGGGCGAUUCAAGAGCGUGGAACACCGUGCCAAAGUCAGCAGCGACAAGCUUCGCAUCUCGAUUCCUACGUUCUAUCAGCCGUCGAGAGGAGCGCGAAUUCGUCCCAUUCCGGAGCUACUGGACGAGGAGCACCCCCCGGCCUACAAGGAGGUAACUUUCCAGGAUUACUUGGCCGAUUUUUUCAAGCACAAGCUGCAAGGCAAGAGAUGCCUCGACUCUUACAAGAUCUUAUAAUGGGAAGUUGAAUAAGAACGCUAUAGCAUAAAAAAGAUCGAUUCUUUAUUUUAUAAUAGCCAUGCUCAGGUUAUACUAGAGCUAGCGCAAAUAAGAGCAUCAAAGCGCAUGGCCACGGCUUUCUAA
This is a messenger RNA of Selaginella moellendorffii, 1231 nucleotides long. Its product is annotated as protein DMR6-LIKE OXYGENASE 2. The transcript is spliced from 4 exons. NCBI's taxonomy places the organism in Eukaryota, Viridiplantae, Streptophyta, Lycopodiopsida, Selaginellales, Selaginellaceae. The coding region runs from base 17 to 1105 and encodes 362 amino acids. The record is from RefSeq and is a predicted model, not a curated record.